This is a messenger RNA of Clavispora lusitaniae ATCC 42720, 792 nucleotides long. RefSeq lists its product as uncharacterized. Gene Ontology annotation, biological process: mitochondrial electron transport, cytochrome c to oxygen. The record is from RefSeq and is a predicted model, not a curated record. Lineage: Eukaryota; Fungi; Ascomycota; Pichiomycetes; Serinales; Metschnikowiaceae.
AUGUCUCUCGCGAUGCUUACAAGAAAUAUGCUCCGCAGGACAAGUGUCCGUGCAUUUGCCUCAUCUGCUUCGAACUUUACGGCUGGAAAGGACUCUGCUCGCAAACUUUCGCCCGAAGAGGCCAAAGCUGAAGCUGCCAAGUUGGCCAUUCAAUCUUUGAAGGAUGUGGGUUCCGUAUUCUCUUCUGGAAGUGAUGACGCUGUACAGCCCAUCGACACACGUCCAGUUUUCGAAAACCCGGAGCUUUUUGGCACAUUGAACUUGUUACACCAGGGACAAGUUUUGAAAGAGCUUCAGGAGAAGUACGAUAAGAACUGGAACAAGUUGACAGACGAGGAAAAGAAGCUUGGAUACUAUAUUGCGUACGGGAACUGGGGUCCUCGAGAGAAAUUCAUCAACUGGAACACGCAAGAGGCUCCCUAUGAUCUUCCAUUUCGCGUGCCAUCGAAGGUCCGUCUUUCCAACCCCCAGGCAAACGAUGUCGUGCACAAGCUUGAACCAUUAUACCUAUCGGAAACACCAGUGAGGAAAGAACAGUUUGACACUUCCAAGAUGGACCCAGUCACAAAAACAUUCAUCUACAUUACGUUGUUUGUUAUGCUUUUUGCCAUUCUGCGAGACAAGAAUACAGGUGAAAGUGGGAAGCCUCAGGAGAUCAUUAUUGAAGACAGGUAUAUGAAGAGUAAGCUCGAGAAGGAGCAAAAGGAAAAAGAAAAAGAAAUAGAGGAGGAAAACAGAAAGAAUCAGGAAAAGCAGGCCCGCCGCAAAUGGUACUACUUGUGGUUAAAGUGA